CUUUCACUUUCUCUUUAUUCGAAACGGCAGCUUUUAGCGGCAGCGCAGAGACGCGCGGGGACGCGCGGGGCGCACCGGUCCACGGGGGCGGUGGAUGCUUUCACUUUCACCCAUGUGGACUGAAGGAAAACCGGAAAUCCCCGCGUUGUGUCCGCAGUGUGAGGAGUGUCCGCAGUGACAUGGGUCUGCUCACCAUUCUGAAGAAACUCAAGCAGAAGGAGCGGGAGAUGAGGCUGCUCAUGUUGGGCCUGGAUAACGCGGGAAAGACCACAAUCCUCAAGAAGUUCAAUGGAGAAGAUGUCAGCACCAUCUCCCCAACACUAGGCUUCAACAUCAAAACACUAGAGCACCGUGGGUAUAAGCUGAACAUGUGGGAUGUGGGCGGUCAGAAGUCGCUGCGCUCUUACUGGAGGAACUAUUUUGAGAGCACGGACGGGCUGGUGUGGGUAGUGGACAGCGCCGACCGCCUCAGACUGGACGACUGCAGGCAGGAGCUGAGCGCACUGCUGCUGGAGGAGAGGUUAGCUGGAGCCACGUUACUUGUAUUUGCAAACAAGCAGGACCUCCCUGGAGCGCUGUCCAAAGAGGCUAUUCAAGAGGCCCUGGCACUGGAUGACAUCAAGAGCCAUCACUGGUGCAUUCUGGGCUGCAGCGCGGUCACUGGGGAAAACCUACUGACUGGAGUGGACUGGCUGCUGGACGAUAUCGCAGCCCGGAUCUUCACUGCAGACUGAGAGGGGCUGAGAUGUGGGCAAGGGAUUGGUCCUGGUCUUCACACCAACAGGAACUCGAGGCUCUUAUGGACACAGUACUUACUACAUAGGCACUCAUUUGGACUUUUUUAAAAUAAACGAUUCCACAAAUAUG
Messenger RNA from Boleophthalmus pectinirostris (great blue-spotted mudskipper), 867 nucleotides. RefSeq names its product ADP-ribosylation factor-like 2 (gene arl2). The transcript is spliced from 6 exons. Gene Ontology annotation, molecular function: GTPase activity; GTP binding. The coding region runs from base 180 to 734 and encodes 184 amino acids. NCBI's taxonomy places the organism in Eukaryota, Metazoa, Chordata, Actinopteri, Gobiiformes, Gobiidae. Gene Ontology annotation, biological process: protein folding. The record is from RefSeq and is a predicted model, not a curated record. Gene Ontology annotation, cellular component: cytoplasm; microtubule cytoskeleton.